Tachysurus fulvidraco (yellow catfish) is the source of this 1959-nucleotide messenger RNA. RefSeq names its product glycolipid transfer protein a (gene gltpa). Gene Ontology annotation, cellular component: cytosol; cytoplasm; membrane. The record is from RefSeq and is a predicted model, not a curated record. Gene Ontology annotation, molecular function: ceramide 1-phosphate transfer activity; ceramide 1-phosphate binding. The transcript is spliced from 6 exons. The coding region runs from base 598 to 1173 and encodes 191 amino acids. NCBI's taxonomy places the organism in Eukaryota, Metazoa, Chordata, Actinopteri, Siluriformes, Bagridae. Gene Ontology annotation, biological process: intermembrane lipid transfer; ceramide transport.
ACAGCUGUCUGAAAUAAUCACUGAGCUUCCAGCUGCUGCUGUAGCCGAUUAUUCGUCAAACACAGAAGACAGUCGAAUAAUCGGCUCUCAGCGGUGGCGCGAGAUCUCUAUGUUUCAUAUUAGCGUCACGUUUAAACUCUGACUUCACUGUCGCAGUUAUUUUUGUUUGUUAGUUUCUUUUUGUUUACCAGCUGUCAUGGCUCUUCUAAUGGAGCACCAGUUCAGGCAGCUCCCAGCCGACAAACAGGUAGAGACCAGACCCUUCCUGGAGGCGGUUUCUUACCUUCCGCCCUUCUUUGAUCUGUAAUCACUGCUAAAUCUUCAUCACAUUCAUCAGCUUCAUAAAGAUGAGAAACAUCUGAACGAAAAGGAAAACAUUGGCCAGGCCACAGACUCAGGAAUGUUCAUUCUCUUUAUUAUUGUUAGGAAUUAUAGUGUUGUUAUGGUGCCAUUAUGAAAGUAAAUGUUUCAGUUUUAAUCCAAAAGACCUGCGUCAUCUGACGUAAAAACAAAUAAGGAUAAACCUGGGUCAUCUCUAUACUCAAUAUUUUGGGAUUACAUUUUGUUUUCACUCUUUCAGAAUGCAGAAUAAUCAACAUGAGUGAAAUGUUUGAUUCCUUGUUCAUCAGAAUCUUCUGUAAUCGCUAUUGUCUCGGCUCCACUGUUUUUGCCCCUAUUAAGGCCGACAUCGCUGGAAACAUAACUAAAAUCAAGGCUGUGUAUGACACCAACCCGAGUCGAUACAGGACGCUGCAGCAGAUCCUGGAGGCUGAGAAGGAGAUGUACACGGCCGAGUGGCCCAGAGUAGGAGCAACACUCUCUCUCAUGUGGCUCAAAAGGGGGCUGCGCUUCAUUCAGGUCCUCCUGCAGAGUUUAGCGGACGGUGAGAAGGAUGAGAACAACCCCAACCUGAUCCGAGUGAACGUCACUAAAGCCUAUGAGAUCUCGCUGAGAAAAUACCACAGCUGGUUUGUGCAAAAACUCUUCAAAGCUGCGCUAUAUGCUGCGCCGUACAAGUCAGAUUUCCUGAAGGCGCUGUCUAAAGGGCGUGAUGUUAAAGAGGAGGACUGCCUGGAAAGAGUGCGCCAGUUUCUCGUCAACUUCACUGCCACCAUCGACGCCAUCUACGAGAUGUACACCAAGAUGAACGCUGAGCUUGAGUACAAAGCUUGAGCUGCUGUUCUGUAUUCUCAUUGGCUCAUGUCAGACUGAUCUGCAUUCUGAUUGGAGCACAUUUGUCUCAGGGUUUCUCUGAGCCUCUUGUUUGUUGUUUAUUUUCUGUUCUGUAUUGGCCAUGUGGCCCGUCCAGCUGGAGGGUGCUGACUCUUAUUCAGGACACUGCUAUGUGAAUAUCAGUGUCAGUUUGAUGUGUAAUGAGUCAGGGCAAAUGGACAUGUGUUACAAUCUCUUUGAAGUCCUCUUAUAAAUGAUUUCUAUCAUAUUAUCAGAAAUAAACCUAUAUAUUUGGUUACUCUACUUUAAAAAUGACAGGAUGGUGGAGGACCAACACACUGCAGACACAAUGCUGCCUGCCUAUACUGUAUAUGGUUGCAUCUGCCUUAAUAAACUUAAGCUGGAUCUAUGUAGAAAAAUAUAAAAACAAUGUAAAUGACAACCUUUGUGACACUAGUCAGGAUUAAGCAGUUUACUGAAAUGAUCAAUCUUCAUAUCCAACUCCCUGCAUUGAAGAGCUCCCUGCAAACUAACAGGUUCAUUAGCCACAGGGGCAGUUGGUGCUGUAAAAUGCCACAUCAGAGCCACUGACUCAGAUAAUUCUUUGAGUCAGUUCUAUAAAUAAAUUAUUUGAGCUUAUCCUGUAAUAGAUUAAAUAAUGCUUGGUAGGAAGUAGUAGAUUGUUGGUGCCUCUGGUGAGUGGUACUAAGGAAAUGUGCUAUGUUGUUAAAGCUGAUUUUUAGUGCUUAAAUGGACCAAUAAAAUACUGAAUUUUGGUGAAAUUUC